Molecule: messenger RNA, 1365 nt
Organism: Clonostachys rhizophaga
Lineage: Eukaryota; Fungi; Ascomycota; Sordariomycetes; Hypocreales; Bionectriaceae
Source: the annotation of a GenBank genome assembly
AUGGCUCAAGAAUCCAGGUUCACGAUCAAGGCCAUUAGGUCAUUCAUCAUCGGGGGUGUUGGUUCAGGCGGCGAUUACCACAAUGUGAAGGGUGGUCACUGGCUGAUCGAUAGCGAUAUCUCCACGCCCUGUUCCAGAUGGGAACAAUUCCGCAAAUCUCGCACCAGCUGGGGUAUCAAUGUUCUCGGCUCGUUCCUCGUCGAAAUUGAAUCUGCAGAUGGGACUGUUGGUAUUGCAACAGGCUUCGGUGGUCCACCGGGCUGCUGGCUUGUUCACCAGCACUUCGAGCGCUUCCUGAUCGGUGCCGACGCUCGCAACACCAACCUACUCUACGAGCAGAUGUACCGAGCAUCUAUGUUCUACGGCCGCAAGGGUCUUCCCAUUGCCGUCAUCUCCGUGAUCGACCUUGCCCUCUGGGAUCUCAUCGGCAAGCUGCGCAACGAGCCCGUUUUCCGACUGAUCGGUGGUGCCACCAAGGAGCGCCUCGACUUCUACUGUACCGGCCCCGAGCCAACCGCUGCACGGGAGAUGGGAUUCUGGGGUGCCAAGGUGCCUCUGCCAUUCUGCCCCGACGAAGGUCAUGUUGGCCUGCGCAAGAACGUCGAGUUCCUGCGCAAACACCGCGAGUCUGUCGGCCCGGACUUCCCCAUCAUGGUGGACUGCUACAUGAGUCUCAACGUUUCAUACACUAUUGAUCUGGUUAAGGCGUGCCAAGACCUGAAUAUCAACUGGUGGGAAGAGUGCCUGACCCCCGAUGACACCGAUGGCUUUGAGCAGAUCAAGCGCGCCCAUCCCACAGUCAAGUUCACCACUGGUGAGCACGAGUACUCUCGCUUCGGCUUCCGCAAGCUGGUAGAAGGUCGCAACCUCGACAUCAUCCAGCCCGAUGUCAUGUGGCUCGGUGGCAUGACGGAGCUGCUCAAGGUUGCUGCCCUUGCAGCAGCCUAUGAUAUCCCCGUCGUCCCUCAUGCCAGUGGCCCAUACAGUUACCACUUCGUCUUCUCCCAGCCCAACACACCCUUCCAAGAGUACCUCGCGAACUCUCCUGAUGGCAAGAGCGUGUUGCCUGUGUUUGGCGACCUCUUCCUGGACGAGCCUAUCCCCACAAAGGGUUACCUGACCACUGCCGACAUUGACAAGCCAGGAUUCGGUCUUACCAUCAACCCUGUUGCUCGCGCCAAGCUGAUUCCUUCCACAUACCUCCUUACACCUCCCCCACUCCCUGCCUUGAGCACACCAGCCGUGGCUGCACCCGCUGAGGCUGCACCCACCGAAGCGAAUGCCUCGGAGCAAAAAGAGGCCAAUGGCGUUGUUGAGAAGCUCUCAGAGAAGAUUGAGCAACUGACGACCAGCACGUCAGCAUAA